AUGGCUGACGGCACAGCGUCUCAAGUUCCACAUAUCCUCAUGGCACCUGCCCCAACAGUACGCAAGCAGAACUCGUCGUGUGAUCCGUGUCGGCGUUCGAAAAGACGAUGUGCUUUCCCGGACGGGGUCAACCCCGGCUCCCCAAACAGCUGCAUGAACUGCAUUCACCUCGGACAUAAUUGCACCUUUGAUUUUGUCAAUUCCCGUCUUAAUCAGAAGAAGAAGGCCAAGCAACCAGUCUCGCAUGCGCAAGAACAAGCCAUCGCCCCAGCCACCUCGAGACCCGAGAAGCAGUUCAUUGUUCCUCUGCCCGCGGAUCCGGAGUCCCUGGACUCCACUCAAGUGACCGCGCAAAAUGCACUCUGGAACGGAAUCCCGCAUACCGGGUUUCUUGAUGUCGAUAUGUUUAUGGGGAAUCUGGUGUCGGAAUGGACCAACUUGGAGAGCCAGGUGUUGACCUCGGAAGCCCAAGCCGCAGAGCAAUAUCAAACCAGCAACACAUCAGCCUCAACCGUGCACAGCUCGACUAGCCAUUACCAGACACCACCUAGAUCACCCAAUGACUUAUUUGCCCGAAGAAACUCGACGCUUGGCCUUUGGCGGGGCAGUCCAAUCCACUUGCUCAACUCCAGUGUUGAGAUACAGCGAAUAAACCAAAGUCUCGGCGAGGUCUACAAUUCCAUGAUGUCUGGGAUUGCCAUAAGGUAUCUGGAUUACAACUGUAAUCUAUUCGCUGGGUCAUACAAAUAUUCGUUUGACCCGGAUCAGUCAAACCCAUCAACCUUGGACAUCAACGGUGGCCAAUCCGUGAACAACGCAUUGACACCACCGUGGAAGAAAGCAAUAGUAGACACCAAUGGCCCCCAGGUGGACGCUAAUAUGGCACCGGAGAAACUGGCGAGGCAGAUCAAUAAGGUUACCAUGAUCGGAGUGGCUCGGUUUUUGGAUAACUUUGGCGCGCUUUACAGCAAUGUCAUUGAUCAGAAAACACGCAGCCAGAACGAGCGCACCUUGAUCGCUGUCCUGCAGGCAUUCGCCCUCCAGUUUGCGCCGUCGCGACAGGCGGAAGGUCCCUUGGCACGGUUCUUCGACAACCCCCAAGGCGGAAGUCAGUGCUCGACAUCAGACGCCAUGCCGGGAGACCGGAGUACCAAUAGUCAACACGUCUUCACUGCCGCUUGGUUCAAUGCGCAUUCUCAUAUGGUUUCAUCGAGGAGAAUCCGAUCCUUCGUCAAGCUUUAUUCGGUCUUCCUCUUUCUGAUGACCAGCGUACCACCAGAAGCAGCGUCCAUUCCCUGUUACGAGGACACUCCUCUCGGGCUCUUGGAUAAUGCUUUGCGCCAAAUGGAAGAACUGCAAGGGUUGGUGCAAAGCUAUUGCGGGCAUCUGGGCCGCCAGUCAAUUUAUCGAUUCCUCCUUCUAUCCUCCGUGGGUAUUAUCCGCUGGUACGGGUACCUACGCGACACCAUUGAUUCUGUGCUUCAUGAGCGGCCCUGUAUGCUAGAGGACGCGCCUCCGAGGUCGAAAGGAACCCUCCUGAGUGGUCAUUUGACUCCAGAUUGGCAGCAACCAGACCUAUUCGACCAAGAAGUCCCUAAGCAUUGUCAGAAUGCGGCAGGAGACCUUUUCCGUGCCUAUAGGGGAACCAUUAACCUGCGGCAGAUCCUCUUGACUGGUGACACAACAUACGAUAUACCUACUUUGAGGAGUGCGAUCACAUUGGCCAUGGCCAUCAACGACGAGUUUGCAUUGACCUAUGGCUCGUGGCUGCAGCAAUGCAACAUCUCUUUUUUUCUCCUCUCUGAGAAAUCAAAACUCGCUUCAGCGUUCAUGCUGUUGUUUUCGGGCUUAGCCAGUCUAUUACUCGUAGAGCAGCUGCAUCGCUCAUCCAUCAUGCUACCUCUUGCGGAGAGACAGCCCCUUCUGGACAGGGCACUGUCUUAUCAGCGAGAGGCCGUCACGUCUCUUCUUACGAUAGCACAACGUAUUGUGGACGUAUCGGCGAUGGGCGAAUUUAGACUCAUCAACAGUGUUCAAGCAAAGAUGCACUUCAUCUCACAUCAUGCAAAUACGGUCCUGGUGGUCCUGGCUUUGUCUAAAGCAAUCGAACAUACCAUCGACCUAUAUGUAUCAACCGGUCAGCAAGGCGACUUGGCCUCGACGACGUUCUCCGACAUGGAACCUGAUUCGGAGUGGGUCGCCAGUAUGAAGCCGUUGCUUACGUGUUUAUUGACGCUCGAUUCUACCGUGUCUGGAGCGAUCACUGCGAGACCAGCGCUGCAGAAACUGAUGCAGCAAUAUGGUGAUAUCCUAAUGGAUUGCUGGUCACACGAAGACACUGCUCGAAACAAGGCCAUUAAUCUCACGGCAAAUCCAGCGAACGAGGAACAUGUCGAGGACUCGUCGAUCGUCUGGCUACACGACUGCGGCUCCGAUGUCAGCAGCCGCGCCGAGCUGGUGGAUCCCAAACACUUGGGUGGCCGCGGACGGUCGCCACCCCAUGAAGGUCAUACGGCUGGUCAUAUAUCAAGCCGGUAUCUUGAAUUGUUGCUGUCCUUCUUCGUAUCAACACUCUGCUACUGGAACAAGUCAAUCCUCUUGAACUACGGAAGACACUCUCCCAGCGCAACUCGAGCUAAGAACUUCAACAUGCCCUACAGAUCACGAUGGCCAUUGACACCGCCGACGUUGUCAGUCCCGACGUUUAUGUUUAAUUCCUCGUCCUCGAACGUCAACUCGACUGAUAAAAUCUUUGCUGACGCAAAACGCCCCGAUACCCACUUCCUCACCCUUCAUACCUAUCGCGAAUGGUCGAAGCGGUUUGCUGCAGGCGUCCAGUCCGCAGGACUUGAAGAUGGGGAUCGCGUGCUCCUGUUUUCCCCGAACAGCAUCUUCUAUCCGGUUGUUGUCAUGGGUGCUUUGAUGGCUGGUGCCAUCUACAACAGUGCGAAUCCGGCAUAUACUGCACGCGAACUUGCGCAUCAGCUCAAAGAUUCCAGUCCUCGAAUCGUCCUCGCAGCGGAGAGCUGCAUAGACCGAGCUCUGGAAGCCGCUGACCUCGUCGGUUUUGACAGAGGACGCAUUUUUCUCUUCUCCGAGGUAUCCAUGGACCACACGAAAGAAGUGCCGCCAGUGCCCCAUGCCAAAGUCCAAAAUUGGAGCAAAUUGCUUGCAAGACCUGAGAUCGGUCGAAACUUUGUCUGGGAAGAGCGUCGGACCGAGGCGUUCUCGGAGCGCACUGCUAUUCUGAUUUAUUCAUCAGGCACGACCGGUCUUCCGAAGGGCGUUGAGUUAUCUCAUCGAAGCCUCAUUGCGAAUAUACUCCAACUCAAAACAAUCCACAUGUCAGAUCCCACUGUUGUGGCUCGGCGGACUCUCUGUGCAGUUCCAAUGUACCAUGCACUUGGGUUGUUAUACUACAGCUUCACAACGCCAAAAUGGGGUAUCGAGACAUACGUGAUGGAGCGAUGGAAUUUGGCAGAUUUUCUGAGUCACGUCCAAAGGUUCAGAAUUACGGAACUGGUGCUCGUUCCGCCGAUGUUAGUUGCCUUGGCCAAACACCCAGCGGUUCGCGAUGGGACAUGCGACCUUAGCAGCGUCAGGAAGGUGGCAGCAGGUGCGGCGCCAAUCGGUAUGGAAGUAACGCAACAGUUUGAAGAGCUUUGGGACGGUAGACUCAAAGUGCGUCAGGCUUGGGGAAUGUCAGAGGCACCAGCAAUCACGCUAUGCUGGGACGAACGCGAGAACUCGGGCCCAACUUCGACAUCGAUCGGCGAGUUGGUCCCUGGGGCAGAAGGCAUGCUGGUCAAUGAUACCGGCGAGGAAGUGACGCUGCCGGGGGAGACGGGAGAAUUUUGGAUCCGCUCCCCGAACGCAAUGAAGGGAUAUUGGCGCAAUCCCAAAGCCACUGCAGAAACUAUCAGCAAUGGCUGGCUAAAGACAGGCGACAUAGCAUACCGAGACGAGGCUGGAAAGUGGUACAUGGUGGAUCGGAAGAAGGAACUGAUCAAAGUCAAGGGUGUCGCAGUAGCUCCGGCAGAGCUCGAAGCUCUUCUCCUAGAGCAUAACGAGAUUGUGGAUGUUGCCGUGAUUGGCGUCAAGACGACGACGGAUGACGAACGACCACGCGCGUAUGUCGUGCGGGCACCAGGAUCACGCCUUACUGAGAAUGAUGUCGUGGACUUCGUCAAAGCUCGAGUUUCGACCAUCAAGCACCUCACAGGAGGCGUGGCUUUUAUUGAUGCUAUUCCCAAAAACCCGUCAGGAAAGAUAUUGAGGCGGCAGCUGCGGGAGAUUGCUGCAAAAGAGACGGGGUCGAAGUUAUAA
This is a messenger RNA of Fonsecaea erecta, 4326 nucleotides long. RefSeq lists its product as hypothetical. Lineage: Eukaryota; Fungi; Ascomycota; Eurotiomycetes; Chaetothyriales; Herpotrichiellaceae. The transcript is spliced from 10 exons. The record is from RefSeq and is a predicted model, not a curated record. Bases 1 to 4326 code for a protein of 1441 amino acids. Gene Ontology annotation, biological process: regulation of DNA-templated transcription; secondary metabolic process. Gene Ontology annotation, molecular function: CoA-ligase activity; zinc ion binding; DNA-binding transcription factor activity, RNA polymerase II-specific.